Messenger RNA from Coprinopsis cinerea okayama7#130, 1650 nucleotides. RefSeq lists its product as hypothetical. The coding region runs from base 1 to 1650 and encodes 549 amino acids. NCBI's taxonomy places the organism in Eukaryota, Fungi, Basidiomycota, Agaricomycetes, Agaricales, Psathyrellaceae. The record is from RefSeq and is a predicted model, not a curated record. The transcript has 2 exons.
AUGUCUUCAACAAAGAGCUCGAAACAACCCCUAUCGCUCAAGGCCGCUUUUCAGGCCUUAACGACCGCCUUCAAGGAUCCCCUAACUGCCGAGACUUGUGGGGCUCGCCUUGGGGUCGCAGCAGACAGGAUUGACCAGGCGCUCGAGGCGUUCACCAGCACCUCCGAUAAAGUCAAGCUCGCCAAAUUCCAUCCCGAACUCUUGAGGGUGGGGAUCCGGUUCCUGACCCAAAGCCCAACCCGCAAAGACAACAUCACCCUAGUCAACACGCUCGUUAAAUGCAACUGCCCCACAUCACCUAGCGACAUUCAAAGGAUGCUCGCCCUACACACCCGUCCCCCUGGGAGGGAAAACCGCUAUGGGCGUGUGCAGGUAUCCAACACGUGGAUGCUGUUCGAUGCGAUAUCAACGCUCUGCGAGUUGAUAUCCCUCGCACUCUCGGACCUCACGCAACACAAGUUUCGUAACUUGAACCCCGAGGAAGUCGAUUCGAUGCGUCAACCUUGGCCCCAAGGGCCAGAAGAUUUACUACCCCCUGGACCAGAGAAGGCGUUGGAGAGACUGGAGUUCUGGGUGUACGAGGCCCCAUUAGGAUGCAGGAUCUACAAGCUGGCGGGGUCCCUGGCGACCUUCUACGCACCCUUUGCCAACAGCGUUGUCCAGUUGAAGCCCGAGAUGGCUGGAAGAUUUGCUGUCAUCCGAGCCAUGGGAUACUUACACGCUGCCAUAAGCCUCUGGGAUGCGACCGCCAAGGAGACCAAAGAUUCAGAAGAACAAAAGACGAAGUUCUCCAAGGAGCUUCACCAGCUAUUCGACGCACCCAUCUUCACCAUCUUUGACUUCUGGGAUACCCUUUCAAGGUGCGACGUCCUGAAGUUCAACAAAAUGAUGGGGGUGACCGCGAUGCGCCUCAAAGAUGUGUUCAAGCGCCUCGAGGAAAUACUCCCCGGCCUGGAACCUCACGAUAAGUGGCGGAAAGCGAUGGGAAUGGUGUGGUUAUAUUCCGCUUACGCCAAUGCCGAGUUCGACUAUGAAACGGGCAUUGGAGUCUAUAAGAUCAGGCGCAACAACGUCCUGAUGCCCCCGCCUCAAGAGGGAACCACCUGCCAUGGCGACGUUUUUGAAGCAUUGGGGGAGGUGCGGAAGGGCGGAUGCCUCCACAUCCAAUGUACAGCCCAUAUCAGGAUAGAAGCUAAGCACGGUAGGCUCUGUGGUGGGUGCAACGUUGUCAGGUACUGUGGCGAGAAGUGUCAAGAGGAGGCCUGGAACAACAAAAUCGCACCACAUAAGAAGCUCUGUAAAAAAGUUCGGCAGGUCCGGGAGGCCCUUGGUCCAGCAUAUUGGCUGAGUCUAUGGAGCCCGGAUGCUUCUUCCGAUACUUUCCAGGCAAUGUGCGAUGAAAAGGGGAUUGAGAGAGGACUUUUGGAGGAGGUUAAAAAAAUCAUCGGUGUGACCCUCGCCAACAAGCGGGCAUUCACUGAAAAGGUAGAAGAGAAUGAACUUCCACCUGACGAAAAGGAGAGACUAGCUGAACAGAAGCGCUUGAAGCGGCUGUUUGAUGCUGAGUUCAUAGCAGAAAUGGAGGCCCGGGGAGCAGUACGCCUCACUCGAAAGUGCUUAGGAAUCGAGAUUGAGACCGACUUGGACUGA